GAAAGAUAUCGAUUAUUUGAUACCUUUUUAGCUGCAUUUUAAAAAACAUCUGAUACUGUUUUGCUUUCAAGUUGAAAGUUUCAAAGCUUCAAAUUCAUUAACUGCUACAAUUUUCACUUUUCCUGUCCAUUGAUAUUGUGCAUUAAUUUUUAGAACGUAAUUUUCAUCUUCAAAAUUUUGUGUUCCCUUCACUCAAUCACCUCAAUAAUUGAUCCAUCAAAAUGAAUGCUCCACCCGCAUUCGAGUCAUUCCUUCUUUUCGAGGGAGAAAAAAAGAUUAUAAUUGAGAAGGAAACAAAAGUACCUAAUGCAGCUAUCUUUACUGUCAACAAAGAAGAUCAUACUCUUGGGAACUUGAUUCGUCAUCAACUGCUCAAAGAUCCGAAUGUAAUCUUCGCCGGAUACAAAGUACCUCAUCCCCUUGAGCAUAAAUUCAUUUUAAGAGUUCAAACUACUGGAGAUUACACCCCACAAGAUGCAUUGAAGAAUGCUCUUAGUGAUUUAUGUUCUGAAAUUUCUUACAUUGAAGAACAAUUUAAGAGAGCAAUCGAUAAUCAGAACGAUGUUGCUUGAAUUAAAACUGAAUAUCAUUCUCGAAAUCACAGCAUAAUUGUGCUUCAUUUCAAAAUUUCAAACUUAUUCCACUCAAAAUAUUUGAAGAGAAAUGCAUGCACUGAAAGUUAUCAAAAUUAAACAAUGUAAAAAUUC
Messenger RNA from Tetranychus urticae (two-spotted spider mite), 707 nucleotides. It is a transcript of the gene Polr2J, whose product is annotated as DNA-directed RNA polymerase II subunit RPB11. Gene Ontology annotation, molecular function: protein dimerization activity; DNA binding. Gene Ontology annotation, cellular component: RNA polymerase II, core complex. Gene Ontology annotation, biological process: transcription by RNA polymerase II. The record is from RefSeq and is a predicted model, not a curated record. Lineage: Eukaryota; Metazoa; Arthropoda; Arachnida; Trombidiformes; Tetranychidae.